Cladocopium goreaui is the source of this 2277-nucleotide messenger RNA. NCBI's taxonomy places the organism in Eukaryota, Dinophyceae, Suessiales, Symbiodiniaceae. The record is from the annotation of a GenBank genome assembly.
AUGGAGUUUGUCUCUUCUUGGCUUCCCACUGAGUUGCGAGAUUCGGGUCUUGGCAAACGAGGCUACCAAGCGGGCACGUCCUGCACUGGAAAGGAGAACCAACAGGGCAACACCUCAUUUUGUAUAGACACCUGCCUGAGCUUGUAUGUGGAUAACUCUACUCUGGCACGAUGUCAUGAGGAUUGUGAUUGCAAGCCAUGGCACCGGGACUCCGUAGAUUUGCUGCUUGGUGUAUUGGGUGGAGCAGCUUUUUGCGCCUGUUGUCUUGUGCUUUGCCUGGACCUUUUCUCUUCAUGGAGUACCAGAACUCCCUCACAGAGAGAGUGUUUGAAGUGGUCCAAUAUUUGCAGCUUGUUCUACAGUAUCUACUUUGUGGCGUUUGCUGUCGCAGAUUCGUAUGCGCCAAUGUGGGACGGGCCAUGUCAACUGCAGACGUUGUUUCAUGGAACCAUGUGCGAUGACAACGGAACUUCACCCUUCUGUUUUUUGAACUGUUGUAUUUUCGCAGUGCCCUGGCUGGAGUUUUUCGGCUAUGGUGCGUACCUUUGGAACGUCAUGUGGAUUUUCGACCUCGCACGCUUCACUCAGCAACCGUUGGCACCAGAGAAGGUCUUGGGUGUUCCUUUGACCUACUUCUACCACAUCUUCACCUGGGUCUGUGCUGGGAUCAUCGCCUUUGAUCCCAACGGUGAUCGCCUCGUCACAGACACAUGUCGACAGGCGAAAGUGGUGAUGAUGCCGUGCGUUCUUCGGCGUCAAAACAUGAAUGGAGACCUGGCCUGGUUUCAGGUGAUUGGCUUCGUGGUCAUUGCCAUGGGCUUCACCAUCCUGGUGAUUCGCUACCUGGAUGCCGGUCAGCUGCUGAUGUCUUCCUCCCGACGCUGCCCGCGACGGGAACGGCUGCUGCUGGCGGUACGGACCUAUCUGCGGAAGCAGUGGCUGCACUUUGCCAGCCUUACCAUGUGCAGCAUUUUGAUCCUGGUGGACACCAUCGCCGUUUGUGAUGAUGAGGUUGGCAGCUACAUGACGUCCGCCGUUUUCCCAGGCCUGGGCCUUUUGCUGAGCUUGGAUCGUCUGACGAGUCUGGCAAAGGAAGAAGGGACACCCCACUUUGGUUCCAUAGAUGCCAGUCCCUUGUCGCAUCAAAGGAGCGAAAACAUGGAGCUGGGAGUAAGCACUGCGAACCUGCGUUCUUUGCCACCAGCCAGUGAACAGUCACCCUUUGGCGCUGCUGGCUAUCGACUACUGGACUUUUCGGCCUUGUUGGAGCAUCUCAUUCACUACUUGCGAGAGGAAGAGCUCCAAUUGGCUCAGCAACGCGAGUUUCUGGCUGCAGGGCAGACUGUGACGCAAGCUGCAGCAUCCCAGUUGAAGCUGCUGCGCGCCAGCGCCCAACUGGAUGAAAGCCCAGAUGCCGCUUGGGAUUGGACCAUUACAGCUGCAACAGGCUCAGAUACCACUUUGACAGUCAUCGCACCUAGAUCCUUCACCUAUUUGCGGCGCUUGGCCGGCUUGGAUUGCGAGGCUCUUCUGACGGAACUCCUGCAGACCAAUGUGGGGGGACUGAAGGUGGCAGCCAAAAGUGGGUCAUCCUUACUGUGUUCCUCGGACAAUCGCACCUUUGUCCUCAAAACCAUUUCCAAGAGUGAAGUGAAGCAAGUUCGAGCCAUGCUGGCGGAGUACCGAAAGCACUUGGAAGAGAAUCCGAGCUCUUUGUUGUGUCGGGUCUAUGGCUGUUUCAGCUUCAAAAAUUCCUUGGGAUAUUUUCUUCACGCUGUAUUGAUGGACUGCUUGGUGGGUUUGCCUGCGAGCAUUGCUGAUAUUGCUGGUUUUGAUUGCCUGACACCAAGCAUCUUCGAUAUGAAGUCAGAGUUCCAAGAUGGAGGUUUCAAAGCAGCUUUUCCUGAGAGAUUUCGGCUGGACAUCAACUUUGCCGCUGACUUGAACUUUCUCCGCUCGCUGGGAGUGGUUGACUAUUCUGUCCUCCUUUCCGUGUGGGAGAUCCCUGAGGAGCUCGGCUUGGAUUUGUCAAAAGAAGAUGUCAGACCUUGCAUUCUGGUGCCAGGCACAUCUGAGAGGCCUUGGUAUUUGCUUCGCCUGGGCGUCAUCGAUUUCCUGGUGCACUGGGACGUGCGGAAGCGCACGGAGAACGUCCUGAAGCGCACCUGUUUCCACCCGAUGCAUUCUGAGAGGGUCACCAUCAUUGAUCCGGAUGGAUAUGCCAGGCGACAACUGGACUUUUUGGAGUCCGUCUUUAGAUCUGAGCUGAGGAAAUAG